Messenger RNA from Salvelinus namaycush (lake trout), 3184 nucleotides. It is a transcript of the gene synpo2b, whose product is annotated as synaptopodin 2b. The transcript has 2 exons. The record is from RefSeq and is a predicted model, not a curated record. Bases 73 to 1920 code for a protein of 615 amino acids. Gene Ontology annotation, molecular function: actin binding. Gene Ontology annotation, cellular component: actin cytoskeleton; Z disc; nucleus. NCBI's taxonomy places the organism in Eukaryota, Metazoa, Chordata, Actinopteri, Salmoniformes, Salmonidae. Gene Ontology annotation, biological process: positive regulation of actin filament bundle assembly.
GCCAAGUCUAAAUGUAAACGCAUUGCUUUGCUGUUGACCGAUGCACCAAAUCCCAGAAACAGAGGGGUGUUGAUGUUCAAGAAGCGUCGGCAAAGGGUUAAGAAGUAUACACUUGUCAGCUACGGGACAGGUCAGCACCAGUUUGACGACAAAAGCGACAAAGACGUAGAAAGUGAAUACAGCAAAACGGUCAGGUUUACUUUGGCCACUAAUGAUUAUUCAGAACUUGAUGAAGACUACUCAGUGAAUGUACGAGACCGAGACGUCAAUUUAAACUGGGAGAACCUUGGAAUAGCCAACAUAUUUCACCACCUGGAAGAGAUGGAGCAACUGCCAGAGACAAAAGGCAAGGGCGUGGCCAUGUUUGUGCAGCGCCGCCAGAGGAUGGAUGAGAUUGCCUUAGAGCAUGAGGAAAUGAGGCGCAAAUGCUUACCCGUCGAAGGUAUUGUAGAGCUUGAAGACACAGAAAUGUACAAGUCUUACAAGACAGAUGAAACUUAUGUGCAAUCCAAUCAAAUUCAAUACAGUGAAAGGCAUGCUGAUCAGAUCUACAUGGAUGCUCAUGGCAAUCAACAUCUGCAGUACAAAGAAAACCAACAGGAGAUGCAACAAUAUGCUCACAUGAUGAACAGUAUGCCCAACCUCCUGGCUAGUGCCAUACCAAAGCCUCUUGUGCCCAACAGAACAGCUAAGCCCUUCUUGGGAUCCCAAAACAGAGUGCCUGUCCCAUUUUCUCCUCUGAGUGGUGUCACUAGCCCAGUGAAGCAUCAUGAAUUCAAAUUCAAGGUAUCAGUCCCUAUACACACAAUUCCACAGGUCUGGUCCCCAACUGGGGACUUCAUAGCUUCGCGUGACGAACGCAUAUCUAUACCAGCAAUCAAGACUGGCAACCUACCAGACUCAAAAAGAAGAGGUGCUAAUAGAGCGGCCUCUGAUCAACCCUCCAACGCAUAUAUUCAAAACAGAGGGGAAAGAAGAUCAUAUAUUGAGUCAGGCGAAGAGGAAGACUACUUUAGUCUUGGUGCUGAGGCAUGCAACUUUAUGCAACCCCGAACAGUCAAGCACAAGAAUCCCCCACCUGUUGCCCCAAAGCCUAGCAUCAACCCAGUCUGUCCACCAUGGUUGAAGGAGAGUCCCUCGAAUGUGCUACUUCACCUGGCAAGGAGUCCAAUCCCGGCAUCUUUCCCAAGUCCAGUGGAGUCUCCUCCUCAGCAAUACUUCAAACAACAAGACUGGCUUUCGCGUCAGCAAACGGCGAACCCCCGGGAACCACCCCAAACUCAGUCACGACCACAGCAACCCAUGAACACCGGGGCACCAGCCAACUCAACAUCACCCUCUCAACUUCAUCCAACCAUGAAUAGCUGGAGUCCACAGCCACCGCGGUCCCCAGGACUUGGCAGAAGCUACUCUCUGUCCCUACCCAGACAGAUGUGCUCCAUGUCCUACAUGCCCUCGCAGUCAUCUAUGUCCCCUGUGACCACCCCUGUGUUCCAUCCAUCUCUCGGGAGGCAGACCUCCUGGCAGGAAAAAGCUGCCCUCAAGCCCCCCAGCCCUUGGGAGGCUGCCUCCCGGAGCACUCUGGGCCUGGUGGACGACGCCUUCCGAUUCCAGAACGUCCCUCAGUCCAUCGCCACUAACGUCAACUCCGCCGCCAACCGACGAUCUCUUCCGGAACCUCCGGACGAAUGGAAGCGCAAGGUGUCAUUGGACGCCCCCAGUGUCAGUGGUGGUUACUAUCAUGCUCCACCCCCAGCCAUGCAUACUAGGUCUAUGAGCAUGACCUCUGCCCCUGUCUAUGGGCCUCCCUUCAGACAGGCCCAGCCUCUGUGGUCAGCGGUGAGUGCUAUGGGUCGAGGCCCGGGCCACCCGAGUCAGUCCCUCUACGCUACCUUGCCACGCACAGCUAUGAGAAGGUAAUCUCGCACAGUCAUCUGUACAUCCUCAGCUAGAAUUCAAAAAUAUAAACAGUGCACUUGUAAGAACAAACGUAGAAAAUAUAAUUGGAUGUACAGAUGUAAACAAUAGGGCCAGCAUAUUAUAAUUAACAUUUUGAUCAAGGUAGUGUUUCUUUUUUAAGACAAAUGUUUGGAAUCAAUGAGGAAAUACUGAUGUACCAAGAUAGCUGAUAAUGGUCUACAGCAGCAUGCUAAGGUGAAUUACAAGUUUGAAGAUGGAAUCUGCAGGGAAACGGCGCCACUGUUUGCCCCACCGCCAUUGUUAUUGUUUUUGUUUUGAGGUGAGGAGCGUUUCACAGUGUGAAAAAAAAAAAUUUGCAGUAUAUAUUCUGCUGUUCUAUCAUGCGUGCAAUGAUGUCAGAGGGGGAAAAAAACAGUAUUAGUUGUUUUUAGUAACUUUGUUUCACCAUUAUGGAGUCUAGCUUUAAAGGUUUUCAUUUCUGAAAAAAAAAGUACUGAUGUUAAUGGUCUUUGGUUUAAAUUGGAGUUUGUUUUUCUAUGUGUGUGCAUGUACAGUAUUUUGGUUUGAGCAUGGAUUGUUUGUGCAUUUUGUCCUGUGGCCACAGGGGGCAAAGACGUGGUUUCUCGUUCUCUACUAUAAUUCUGAUCAGUGAAGUGCAUCCACACACAUCUAUAGUAUGUACUGCAUGUUCCAUUGAAUGUUCUGUACCUGAAAACUUUAAAUUCUAAACAUGUUUUAUGAAUUUUGAUAAAUGGAUACAUGAUAGGCCUAUUAUUUAUUUGCAUGUGCAUAAAAGUAAGAGGUUUGCAAGGUGAUGAGUGAGAAAAUGGCAGAUGGAAGGGAAAAGAAAGAUGUGUUGAACCUAUAACUUGUUUUAUUUUCCACAUAAUAUGAAAACUAAAUAGAAAAAUGGAUUGAGUAUUGUUAUGUGAUGUAAGCGGUAACAUCUAAAAUAGAAAUACAGUAAAGCGGAUUUCAAAUGUACUGCUAGGGUUCCUUGAUGGUUUGUGUAAUAUGUGCGAUAGCAUGUGUAGCAGGUUAGAUAGUAAGUACCAAGUGCACAUACUGAUGAAAACAAUCAACAUUCAUGUUCACUUUCAGACAAUCCCUCUGUUACUAUGAAAAUUAAGGAAAUGUACAAAUGUCUUAGAUUUCUUAAAAUAAUAAAUCAAGGCCUCCCGGGUGGCGCAGUGGUCUAGGGCACUGCAUCGCAGUGCUAACUGCGCCACCAGAGUCUCUGGGUUCGCGCCCAGGCUCUGUCACA